Messenger RNA from Adineta steineri, 1002 nucleotides. The record is from the annotation of a GenBank genome assembly. Lineage: Eukaryota; Metazoa; Rotifera; Eurotatoria; Adinetida; Adinetidae.
AUGUUAUUCAUAUUUAGUAGAUUGAACAAUAAUCCACCAUGUGUUAGAUGUGAAUUAAUAGAUAAUUCUAAUGGACUCUAUACUUGUAAUGGAUGUCGAUCUAGUUUCUGUUCGAAUCAUAUUGAAGAUCAUUCAAAUGAACUUCGUAAUUCUUUUGAAUGUAUUAUUAAUGAAUAUAAUAUAGUACAUGAUAUUUUUUGUAAUUAUAAACAAAAUUUUAAUGAUUCUCAAUGGAAAAUAUAUGAAAAAAAAAUCAAUGAUAUUAAAUUCGAAAUAGAUAAAAAGCAAGAGAAACUAAAUUAUUCAGAAAAAGAUCUUGAUAAAUGGAUGAAACAAUUGAAAAAAAUCAAAAUUCAAUUAACAUCACCAAAUUCUUCAAUUAAUAAAUUCGAUCAUCUGUUAAAAUCUAAAGGAUUUCAAAUAUAUAUUUCAUUAGUUCUUAGCAUUCUUAUAGGAUAUUGUAUUAGUCUUAUUUUGAUUCGAAAUAAAUCAUUUUCACAUACACAAUUCAGCGAUAUCAAUGGAUCAAUUCAAUUAUUUGAAAAUGGACAUGUAGCAGAACAUAAUGGUCAAGAUUCUCAUUCUAGUUCAUUUCGUAUUAAUCAAAUCUAUUCAAAUAAUAUAAAUCAUGUGCAAUUAUUAUUUGAAAAAUUCUCAUCAUCAAAAGCUUUUAUUGGAAUAAUUCAAUCAAAAAAUGAACAAUCAACAUUACAUGGAUGGUCCAUUCAUAAUCAUAGACCGGGAGAAGAUUCAAUAUUUCAAUUAUUACGAAAGUUUUACUCAUUUUUGUUCAGUUCUCAACUGAAAUCUUAUGAAAUACAAGAUAUAAAUGAAGGUGCUACAAUUGAAAUAGUAAUUGACUGUAUUAACUCGAAAAUUGUAUUGAAAAAUACACAAACGAAUACUCAUUCUGAGCUUAACAUUGAUCAAGAAGAAUUUCGAUUACCAUGGCAAAUCUAUAUUAGUCUUAAUCAUUAUGGAGAUCGAAUCCAUCUUCAAUAA